CGCCAGCUCCAGUGUGUGAGAGCGCCCGGACAUGGCCGGACCGACAACCGCGCUGCUUCUCGUGAUCGCCGCCGCGGCGCUGCUGCUGGGGACCGCCAGCGGGCAGUCGCCCGGCCGCAGGACCCCCGGGGGAGGCGGGCGCCCCAAGGCCACCUCGACCACGCCGCCAGCCGACGACGACACGACCGACGAGUGCCCCGAGCCCAACGGCUACUUCGCCGACGCCUACCAGUGCGACAAGUACUACGCGUGCACGGACGGCGUCAUCGACGAGCGCCUCUGCCCCGACGGCAUGGUGUUCAACGACUUCAGCCCGCAGCACGAGAAGUGCGACCUGCCCUUCAACAUCGACUGCUCGCAGCGGCCCGAGCUGCAGGAGCCCCAGCCGACGCUGCACUGCCGCCGCAAGAACGGCUACUUCCAGCACGAGGAGCAGAACGUGUGCGACAAAUUCUACUACUGCGUGGACGGCAAGUUCAACAUGAUCACGUGCCCCGACGGCCUGGUCUACAACGAGAAGACCGGCAUCUGCACGUGGCCCGACGAGGCCAAGAAGAAGGGCUGCACCUCCGAAGACGUGUUCAAGUUCACGUGCCCGAAGGUGAGCAUGGCGGAGGGCCAGCAGCACCCGCGGUACGCCGACCCGGACGACUGCCAGUUCUUCUACGUGUGCAUCAACGGCGAGGUGCCGCGGCGCAACGGCUGCAAGAUGGGCCAGGUGUUCAACGACGUGACGCACAACUGCGACUGGCCCAGGAACGUGCCUGAGUGCAAGGACUGGUACAAGGGCAUCCUGACGGACGAGCAGUUGGCAGCCCUGGAGAACCCCAAGCCGAGGCCCAAGGCGUCCGACGGCGUGUACAAGACGAGGAACGGCGGCCGGAAGCGGCCCGCGGAGACCUCCGAAGAAGCGUGAUGCGUCCUGCCCCCCUCUACUACCCUCUGCAACCCCGCCCGAGCAACUCCAGGUCCACAGGGUGCGUCGCGCAAGGAAAAGGCUACCGUUCACUGACCCACCCGAUCGGUUCCCCGAACUUAACCGCUCGUGCAACUUUGCCCUGCAGUCGGAAUAAAUUAUCAAAAAAAAAAAAAAAAAAA
This is a messenger RNA of Bacillus rossius redtenbacheri, 1098 nucleotides long. RefSeq names its product protein obstructor-E-like. Gene Ontology annotation, molecular function: chitin binding. The record is from RefSeq and is a predicted model, not a curated record. The coding region runs from base 32 to 916 and encodes 294 amino acids. The transcript has 5 exons. Lineage: Eukaryota; Metazoa; Arthropoda; Insecta; Phasmatodea; Bacillidae. Gene Ontology annotation, cellular component: extracellular region.